AAAAGGUCAACAGUACUCUCCUGAUGUAAAACUCCUAACAACACAGUUUUGCAGCAAAGUAUGCAAUCUUGAGAUUACACCAGCAAGACUUUUAAUUCCAUAAUGGCAACCUCACAACAGGAAGAAAACAAGGACACUGAAACAGCAGGAGGCCGACCAGAUCAACAACUAGAAGAAGACAAGAGAAGAAUAGAAAACAUAAAGCAACUAUUUCACAAACUUCUUCUUACAGACAGGCAUCAGAGUAAACUUAGAGCUGCAGAUGUUUUUGAGAUAUCUGCUCAUUCAUUACAGUCUUGUGCAGAAAAAGACCUGGUUCAGAAUUUCCUACAGAACCUACUUACGAUUAACUACAGAGCAAGAUACAUUAAUAUUAAAGAGACAAAUGAACAUCAUCAUACAAAACAAAGAGAAAAUGACUCAAAAAAGCAUAAGGGAAUUUUUUUUAAAGCUAUGUCUUUGUCUAAUAAUGGAGUAAGUAAACCAGACCCUGUUCACCCGAUGGAUGUUCAGAUGGCUGUGUUUCAUUGUGCUGAUAGUUUACUAAAGCAGCUGAUGGUCACUAAACUCUCACAGUGUCAGUUUGCUCUUCCUCUUCUUGUUCCUCAUCCAUUCACACAACAGAUUGAGUUUCCUCUCUGGACAUUCAGACAAAUUAACAAGAGCUGGAAGAUUAGAAAUACUAACAAUGAAAUCAUCAGUAAAGAAGAGCCAGUCUACAAAGCAGAAACUCCAAUGGUGUCGUUCUUCAGGUUUGGUUCUGUGUCUUCAUCCAAGUCUCAGCUGAUGAACAAUCUGAUCAAUGAGAAACACAACACGUUCUUCCACAGGAACUGUCCAGGCAGCAGCAGAACCAGACUACUGAUGGAUGGAGUGGUGGAGAUCGCCUGGUUCUGCCCAUCUGGAAAAGACACAGAUACAUUUACUGACUGUGUUGCCUUCUGUAAUCUUCAUGGUGAUGCAGGAGACAAUGAGAAACAACUGCAGAUUCUGACUGAAAUGUCUUCAGUCAAUGUCGUUCUUCUGUCACAGCUUGAUGAGAAUGACAAAAACAUAAAAAAACUCGAAAAUCUCUACAGUGAUUCAAAGCCACUUAUUUGCCUUUUAUCUGAGGAUGAAUCUAAUUUAAUUGAUAUAAAUACAGGAAAAUACAAAAUAGGUUUGAAAGACAGAAAUCAGUCAGAUGUAUCUGAAGAACUCAGAAGAGCUAUAAAUGAUUGUCUCUCAUCUUCAGCAUCAGCUUCCAUGUUCAGACUUGAAGAUUUGUCUAAACACUCAGAUAUCAGAGUAGAUGAGGAAGAUGAUAAAGACUGCAGGAGAGGAAGAGAAGCAGCACAGCAGAUGAUGAGUUUACUGAAGAAUAAAAAUCUAAAAGAAAUCAAAGAAUCAUUUCUGCCUCAUCAGGGGAAACUCUGGCAUCAGUGGUGUCAGAAGAACAAAGAACUUCAUCGACCUCUGUGUGAUGACAUAGAACAAGAAACAAACAAACAAACAGAAAUGAUGAAAAUUCGUGAAGAGCAACACAAAUGCCACACAAGUGAGUUUAUAAAGUUCUUUUUAAAACAAAUGAAUUCAUAUGCUGCAAAUAAAAGUUUUUUCCUCACAUGGCUCAGAAUCCUCCUGAAUGAAUUUAUCUCAGCUGAUCUUUCUGCUCUGCAACACAAGUAUAAUAAAAACUGGUCAAAAGUCUUAAAACUCAAAGGAAAUGAAAAAACUAGCCAACUCAAAGAACAAAAAGAUCUUGAGAAAAUAUCUGAAGAACUUCAAGCAGCAACCUUUGGUUUGGAGCACAUCAUAAGAGAGAUCGGUCAGAUCUAUGAAUCAUGUUCAUCUGUGAAGAAGAAUAAGACAGAUCUGAAGUUUGGCUUCUCUUCUCUCCCGAGCCUUGCAGCAGAGAUGAUGAUCUGUGGAUUUCCACUGGAGCUGAUGGAUGGAGAUACUGCUCAUGUUCCUCUGAUCUGGAUCACUGCUGUUCUAGAUGAACUCAUGUCAAUACUAGGAGACCAGAGCAUCUUUGUGAUUUCAGUUUUAGGGAUUCAGAGCUCUGGGAAAUCCACCAUGCUGAAUGCCAUGUUUGGACUUCAGUUUGCGGUCGGUGCUGGACGAUGCACCAGAGGAGCUUUCAUGCAGCUGAUCAGAUUAUCAGAGGAGAUGAAAGAUCAGAUGAAGUUUGAUUAUAUUCUGGUUGUUGAUACUGAGGGUCUUCGUUCUCUAGAAUUUGAUGGAAAGUCCACAAGACAUCAUGACAAUGAAUUGGCCACAUUUGUUGUGGGUCUUGGUAAUCUGACAUUGAUCAACAUCUUUGGAGAAAACCCAGCUGAGAUGCAGGAUAUUCUUCAGAUUGUUGUUCAGGCCUUUCUGAGGAUGAAGAAGGUCAAACUGAAUCCCAGCUGUAUGUUUGUACAUCAGAACGUUUCAGACGUCACAGCUGGAGAGAAAAACAUGGAGGGAAGGAGACGACUGCUGAAGACACUGGAUGAGAUGACAAAACUCGCUGCUAAAGAUGAAGUUAAUAAUGCAGAAUGUUUCAGUGAUGUCAUUAAUUUUGAUGUACAUAAUGAUGUGAAGUAUUUUGCUCAGCUGUGGGAGGGAAGCCCACCAAUGGCACCACCAAACCCAAACUACUGUGAAAAUAUUCAAGAACUAAAGAAAACUAUUAUUUCACAAGCCUCGAAAUCAAAUGGAAUGAGGCUGACACACCUAAAAAAGCAUAUUCAUGACCUGUGGGAGGGUUUACUGUAUGAACGAUUUGUGUUCAGCUUCAGAAAUUCUCUGGAGAUUUCAGUACACAGGAGACUGGAGACAGAAUACAGCAAGUGGACCUGGAGUCUCCGCAGUGCCAUGAUGGAAAUUCAGACCAAACUGCAUAAUAAAAUAGAAAAUGAAGCAACUCAUGAGAUUGACGAAACUGAACUUCAGAGGGAACUAAAGGAGAAAAGUAAAGAAGUGAAAAACUCAAUGUCAGAUUUCUUUAAGAAAGACCCAGAUGCUGCUACACUGAUUCAGUGGAAAACAUCAUUUGAAAUAAAAAUCAAAGACGUUCAAGAAAACAUUGUGAGAGAAACAAAGAUGAAAUUAAAUGUGAUUCUUCAGCAGCGAGACCUGAAGAGAAAGAUUGAUGCUCAGAGGACACAACAUGAAAACACUCUCUUAGAAAAGAGUAAAGAACUUGCAUUAAAACUCAAAGACAAAACAAAUAAUGAAGAAACACUGAAGAAAGAGUUUGAUUUGGUUUGGGAAGAGUGUGUAAAGAAGAUAACCACAGAUACUACUCCAUUAAAAGACAUUAACAUACUGAGAGAUGUGAAAAUAGUCCUCAGUGAAAACGAUAAAAGUGUCACUGUAGACGAAUGGAAGGACAUCAGGAAUAUUUUUACUGUGGAGAGUUAUUCAAGUUAUGUACAGCUAAAGAAAUCCAGUGGCUUAACAGGAUCCAUUAAAAAACUAAUUUCAGGCUCACUUUCUCAUCAAACUGAAAGCAAAAUAAGAGCCCUAAUUAAUGAAAUUGUUAAGCAGACAGACAUAAUGAUUCAGUCAUUUAAUAUUUCAAAGAUGGGCUACAAUAAAAGCUGCAUUAUCAUAAUAGAUUACAUCAAGGCAAGAAUAACAGAACAUGAGGAAGAGUCUGUGAAAUAUGUGUUCAAGAAGGAAUUCUUUAUUGAUUUGGUAUUUUCUAUAUUUAAGAGAGCAGAAAAGACAUUCAAUGAUCAACACAGAAUGUUCAGAGAAGCCAAUGAUCCUGUUCUCUAUCUGAAGAAGAAGAGGAAUGAAUACUAUAAUAUUUUUAAGAAAUACUGUCAAGGAGCAACAUCAACUGCUAUUUUUGGUGAGAUCAUCUGUCAGAAACUGAAAGAACCCAUUGAACAGAGUCUCUAUAAACAGACUGCCAGAGAUUUAGCAGAUGAAAUCAGAUCAAACUGUCCAUCACUGAAUGGAAACAGAUCAAAUCUGGAGAAACACAUCCUGAAGAAACUGGCAGAAGAGGAGAACUUUGACAAAUACAUGAACUACAUUCAUAAUCCCAGAGAUCACUUCAAGAGUUUCAUCAGAGAUGAAGUCCAUCAGUACAUCAGAGAUCAGUUCAGUAUCAGUGUUCAACCCAAGUUGAAGCAGAACAUUGAAGUCCUGCAGCAGAAGAUCCUGACAGCAGCUCAUGAAUCUACUGAAGAUGUUCAAGUGAAGAGUGGAGAUGUUGAUUUGUGGUUGAAGUUUUUCACACAGAAGCUCUCAGAUGUUCUGAUAUUAUCUGUGAAGGACUUCAGUGGAGUCAAACAUGAUGAUGUUGAUGAUUUUAAACUCCUAGAAGAUGUGAUAAGAACAGAACUUCCAUCUAUAAUGUCUAACAUCAGCAGAGAGUUCAGCACAGAUACAUUUGAUAAAAAACUGGAUCUCAACAACAGACCAGAUGAGAUUCUGAUUGAUCAUUUCUGUCGGUGCUGUUGGGUUCAGUGUCCGUUCUGUAAAGCCACCUGCAAUAACACAAUAGAGAAUCAUGAUGGAGAUCACAGUGUCCCUUUCCAUAGAGUGAUUGAAAUUAAUGGGUGGCAUAACAGUGGCACAACAAACCUGUCUGCUAAAAUAUGCACAACACAAAUAGCAAACGACGCUGCAGGUUUUUAUCCAGAUUCCACAGACAGGAGAGUCCUCUGGAGAGAAUACACCAUCACCUCUGACCUCUCUGAGCAUCCUUACUGGAAGUGGUUUGUGUGCAGAUUUCAGAAAGAUCUGGGAAUAUACUACAAUAAAACAUUUCAGGGGAUAGGACAGAUUCCAGAUGAAUGGAGACAAAUCACACGCCAGGAAGCUAUUGACAGUUUAGAUAAAACACAUCUAAUUCAAUAA
Messenger RNA from Misgurnus anguillicaudatus (oriental weatherfish), 4842 nucleotides. Lineage: Eukaryota; Metazoa; Chordata; Actinopteri; Cypriniformes; Cobitidae. The record is from RefSeq and is a predicted model, not a curated record.